AUGAGAGGCUGGCGGACAUGGCUGCUUGUGGCGGCCUUGUCGGGGCUAGCCAUUGCCCACCAAGAUGAUGCCACCUUCCUCACCGCCAUGAAGUCGCUGAUCUGGGGCCCGCACGAGAAUGGGACCCAAAUGGACCCGGCCAAGUUCCAUCAGUACAGCAGUGCGGCCCGUUCCUCUUCAUCGUCGUCUGCCGGUUCAUCGGUGUCCGGUUCGGCGUGCACCCUGCCCCAGCAAAUAGGCACUGGCCCAUACCGGAUACCCAGAUGGUAUUACAACCCUGCCCGCCAACGCUGUGAGCUUUUCUACUGGUCGGGCUGCUGCGGCAACCAGAACAAUUUCCAAACCUUCCAAAACUGCCAGCAAGUCUGCGAAGUCACCAAGCAGACGCUGGAAGAUGUGCGGUGGAUGCCGUCGUACUCACAGAUUGUCGACAUCACCGUAACGAUACCAUCAUCAUCAUGUGGUUGUGCCCGUGCCCUUGGGACCCAGUGGCCAGUGCCUGGGGCUGGAAUGUCCCAAACUACCGGCCAAAUGGGAUGCGCAUGCUGUCUACAGCCUUACAGUGAAGGGCAUGGGAGCCAGAAUCUGCAGCGCUUCUACUUUGAGCUUGGGGAGUCGAGAUGUAAGCCGUUCGUGUAUCGAGGCCAAGGAGGGCAGGGGAACAUCUUCGACACGGAGAUCCAGUGCUCGAAAGCCUGCCAAGCAUUUGGGCCCCAAGCGCAGGGCCAAUAUGUGCCCCAGCAACCGGAACAGCCGAUCGUCAUGCCAAGGGUCACAUUACCACCGAUGGAGUUGCAGCCGGUGAAAAAAGUGGACCCGUGUGAGCAAGAGCCCGAGUCCGGGGUCGGCGCGCUGCAGCUCAGCCGCUGGGUGUUCAACAAAAAGACGAAACUCUGCGAGCCGUUCGUUUACUUUGGAUCGGGCGGCAAUCGGAAUAACUUCGAGACGUUGGUGGAGUGCCAGCAGCAGUGUCCGGAAUCGCCAAAUCCGUGCGCGGUGCAGACGACGGGGCCGCUUGUACAGUGUAUGGGAGGGAGUAGCUGCGGAAGUGGAUAUUAUUGCCAUAGUGGAGCUGUGCAGAAUACGAAUGUGUGCUGCCCACGACCAUCAAGCCUCGAUCGUUGCCAACAACCCCUCAACAUCGGUAUCGGAAACGAGAACCUGCAACGCUGGUACUUCAACCCGCUCACCCAGCAAUGCCAGACCUGCGUCUACAAGGGGCUUCAGGGCAACGAAAACAACUUUGCGUCCAAGAACGAUUGCGAAAAUGCGUGUCAAGUAAACCCAUGCCGUGUCGGGUCCCCAUUCCGAAGCCAAGGCAUCACCGUCCAAUGCUCUGCCAUGAACCCUACCGUAUGCCCGGCCGGCUAUUACUGCCAUAUCGGAGCCGACCAAUCGACUUCUCUCUGCUGCCAGGCCCUAGGCACAAACCCGUGCACGGAACCAAUGCUAAAGGGCGAGGGCACCGGCUCUCUAACCCGCUUCUUCUACGACUCCAUGCAACGCAAAUGCCUCACCUUCAAUUAUCUUGGCACCAAGGGAAACAUGAACAACUUCAUGACGCGAGAGUUAUGCGAGAAUGCGUGCCCGGUGUGGAGCAACCCAUGUGCUGUCGGCAUUCCGAUUAUGGGUGCCGAUCAGCGGCCGAUGAAGUGCUCGAAUGUUUCACCGUGUCCCACCACCCAUUUUUGUCAUCUUGGAUUUGAUGAGGCGACGACAGUUUGCUGCCCGGCUCAGGGUGACCCCUGCGUGGUGCCAAUGACAGAAGGCACCGGAAACCAGGCAAUCCACCGGUGGUUCUACAACGACAACACCCGCCAAUGCCAACCAUUCACGUAUCGAGGAUCCGCCGGAAAUGAGAACAACUUCUUGCUGCGCGAACACUGCGAAGCCACCUGUCCCGUCUGGCUGAACCCAUGUCCUCAGGGAGAACCGAUCCUCAGCGCUGAUAACCGACCACUAAGCUGUGAGCCAGACGUGGAAGGAGCAUGCCCCUCCUCACAUUGGUGCCAUCCUGGCUCCGACCCCUCAACGUCGUACUGUUGCCCCGGAAACUCUGAUCCAUGCCUUCUAGCGAAAACCGAAGGAGAUGGCCCCUUGGCGUUGACGAGAUACUAUUUCGAUGCUUCUCGGCGGCAAUGUCUCGAAUUUUCGUACCGCGGAUUGAGGGGAAACGCGAACAACUUCAUGACCGAAGGGGCCUGCGCUAGUCGUUGCCCGGUCCAAGUGGACCCUUGCCCGAUCACCUUCUCCAGCCUAGCCCACGUUGUGACUUUGACAAAAUGCUCGGGCACCUAUUCUUGCCCCGACCAACAGUGGUGCCACAUUGGAGCCACGGAUGAGACGACUGUUUGCUGUCCCAAUGGUAGGCGUUCAAAUUCAAAUAUUUAUCAUAAACUACAC
Molecule: messenger RNA, 2403 nt
Organism: Mesorhabditis spiculigera
Lineage: Eukaryota; Metazoa; Nematoda; Chromadorea; Rhabditida; Rhabditidae
Source: the annotation of a GenBank genome assembly